This is a messenger RNA of Magnolia sinica, 432 nucleotides long. RefSeq lists its product as uncharacterized. The record is from RefSeq and is a predicted model, not a curated record. Bases 86 to 292 code for a protein of 68 amino acids. Lineage: Eukaryota; Viridiplantae; Streptophyta; Magnoliopsida; Magnoliales; Magnoliaceae. The transcript is spliced from 3 exons.
UUCCAUCUCAUGACCCUAUAUUAAGCUGCCAUCCGUUCGGGUCAUUGCCUGUGAAUGAAAGAAAAAAACUGGAAAAGAGGACAAAAUGCUGAGAACGCGGUUGCUAUGGUUCGCUGUCGGAUUCUCAGUAGCGGGAGCUGCGAUUUCUCAUGUCGUCUGGAAAGAUCUCCUCAACGAACGAUCUUCCAUUUCUUCCCAAAUGAUGCAUCAAUUCGAUGCCCUAGAAGCGCGAAUCUCGAAGUUGGAAUCACUCAAUUACCAUAAUGUGGAAGCAGUUAAGGAUGGACAGUAAUCUAGAGUUGGAGCCCAAAAGUUUGCCUGUGCAUGUUCGGGUUUUAUCUUUACAUUUACUUCCUGAAACUGUUGUUCGUUUUGAGAGAUGUAUGGUAAGAACUUGAGUAAUAUUUCUGAUGGAAGAUACUCCUUCAUGGA